Polyodon spathula (Mississippi paddlefish) is the source of this 1736-nucleotide messenger RNA. Its product is annotated as C-type lectin domain family 4 member A-like. Lineage: Eukaryota; Metazoa; Chordata; Actinopteri; Acipenseriformes; Polyodontidae. The record is from RefSeq and is a predicted model, not a curated record. Bases 378 to 1124 code for a protein of 248 amino acids. The transcript has 6 exons.
ACUUCCCGUUUCGACUCGGCAGCGACAGACUAUCAUGCGCGUCCUCUGAAACGCGUGCCGUCAGCCCACCUCUUUGCACACUGCAAGCCGACAGCUUAGCUAACCAGAACUGUCACAUUGUUGGAGGAAAUGCAGUUCUGCCAGAAAUUCGUAGCCAACUUGCAGGCAGGCAGCCCUGAUUAUGCAGGCGAAUCCCAAUGCUGAUCCUUGAAGUGACUGAAGAUCGUUAUUAAAGUUUGGUUUGACUGGUCUGUCUUGCAGGGAGCUUAAUAUAUCUUCAUGACGCAUCAACCAUUUCCUCUCUUCACCACGCUUCUUCCUCUUUCUCUCGUUUCCUGGUCUCUCUGUCUUCACAGGGCAGUUGAGAGAGAAGGGCGAUGGCUGAGGAGGUGACCUACGCAGAUAUCAAAUUCUCUAAAAUCCCAGCUGGGGGUACAGGAGCUCCCAAUUCAACAGCAACCAGCCCCCCUCCGGAACACAAAGCAGUCCCCCCAGUCGAGCACACUUCUCAGUCCAGGGUCACCAUUGCUCUGGGGGUCACAGUGGGGGUCUUGCUCUUGGCAGUGAUCGUCAUGGGGACAGCAAUAGGUCUACAAGUGCGUCACAAUCACAGCAACUCCCAGUCGAUGAAUUCACCCUGUCUGGAGAAUUACAACGAUGUCAUCACCAGAGAGCUCAGCAAGUAUAAGAAGGGCCUCAGGCAGAGACUAUGUGGAGAUCCUAACACUGGCAAGGAAGUGGAGUCGUGUGCAGUCUGUCUGGAUGGAUGGAGGAAGGGAUACAAUGGAAGCUGUUAUUUCUUAUCCACUGAGCGGAAGUCCUGGGACUUUGCUAACGAGUCCUGUUCCAAACUCGGGGCUCAUCUUGCUGUGAUUGAGAAUGAGGAGGAGCUGGACACCAUACACAGAGCUAUAACUGGAUACAGCUAUAAUGGAUUGGACUGCGUAGAAAAGAUCCUCACUGGCUUUGGGUUGAUGGCACUCAGCUUGAUGAGAAGAUUUCAGUUUCCAGACAACACCAACAGGAUCAUUGUGCCUCUGUGUAUGGAAGUCAUGUAUAUGCAGAGUCGUGUAACAGAGAUUAUCCCUGGAUCUGUGAGCAGGAUGCUGUGCGCUUCUGAGUGAAUCCACAGACUCUUCACUUGAGGAACAGAGAAGAUCUCAUUGCAGAGCCUGAGUGUGAAUGUUAUGAAUCCGCUGAGCAACUCGCUGCACUUCUACAGCUCCAUUGAAGAGGAAACACAGAAAAUUAGCAGCAGGGUUUAGAACAGGGUUUCCUUUUUAAAAAGCAAAUCUUGACGUAACCGCUGUGUAAAUGGUGUUAGUUUUUUAGAUUUCAGAAUAUGUACAUUUCUUUACACUAUAUUUGAGUGUUUAAAUUAAUUGCUGUGACAAUUAAAAACAUGCAAUCAGGAUGGAGUUUGCUUUCCAUGCAAUGUGAAUUCACCCCGUACCCUGUUCACAGUUUAGUUGUUGUCUUGCUCUAUUGAUUUAUAUUUGAUGUAUUUCUAGCAGUGUACAGAUGAGAAACCAUUUCAUUUUAUAUAUUGACCAGACAAGUGCUGUCCUAUUACUAGUUAGUUUACCAGUACUAGUGUUACUAGUUUAGUAAUGCUACAGCUUUUCCAGUUUGCUUUGCAUCGAAUGCUGAUUCUGUUUUUAAAUGUUAAGCAUGUUAAUGGCUUAUUUUUGUAAUGCUCAUCUCAGAUCUUCCUGUAGUAAAAUACCUUGUGGAGA